Molecule: messenger RNA, 12565 nt
Organism: Aplysia californica (California sea hare)
Lineage: Eukaryota; Metazoa; Mollusca; Gastropoda; Aplysiida; Aplysiidae
Product: ceramide synthase 2
Exons: 10
Coding region: 24-1196 (390 amino acids)
Biological process (GO): ceramide biosynthetic process
Cellular component (GO): membrane
Molecular function (GO): sphingosine N-acyltransferase activity; DNA binding
Source: RefSeq, a predicted model, not a curated record
CUCUCUUCUGUCAAUCAAUAAUCAUGGCGGAACUGCUGCAGAGGGUGUCCGAUAUUGUUUGGGCCGAGUCAUUUUGGUUACCAGGGAAUAGAACAUGGGAUGUUCUUAAAAAUACAGAUAAUGGUAUCUACCAUGCCCAGUUGAGUGAUUUGCUCGUUCCAGUGUACUUGUCUGUUGCGGUUUAUGCUGUGAAAUACAUUUUUGAGAACUAUGUAUUUGGAAGCAUUGGACAUGCACUGGGACUGAAGGCUGUGGUAAAAAAAGCCACUCCGAAUCCUCAUCUUGAAAAUGCCUAUAGAGUGAGCAAGUCUCCUUCCAAUGAUAUCAUUCAGGGUCUAGCCAAGCAAACAGAUUUGACAACGCGCCAAGUUGAGCGAUGGUUCAGGGUGAGGAGAAAUCAAGACAGAACACCAGUUUUCAAGAAAUUUGUGGAGUCGUCAUGGAGAGGCCUCUUUUAUUUCUUUAUUUUCUGGUGGGGUGUAUGGAUACACCUGGAUAAACCAUGGUUUUAUGAGACGAUACAUUGCUGGAAAGGAUGGCCUGAACACCAUAUCUCAGAUGAUAUCUACUGGUAUUACAUGGUUGAAGGAGCUUUUUACCUCAGUCUGCUCUUCUCACUCUUCACGGAUCACAAAAGAAAGGACUUUGUAGAGAUGGUUGUCCAUCAUGUGGCAACUCUGACACUGAUGACUCUGUCCUGGGUGAACAAUUUCGUGCGGAUUGGAACUCUGGUCCUCUUAGUACACGAUGCAGUGGAUUCAUCAUUGGAGGCGGCGAAGGUUGCUAAAUACAUAGGCCAGGACAAAGCAUGUGAGAUCUUGUUCUUCACGUUCAUGGUAGUGUGGGUCAUUACCAGAAUGACCAUUUUCCCAUUCAGGAUUAUCUAUUCUACAAUGUUUGAGUCAUUACCAGCCCUGGAAGAGGAAAGUAAUGGCCUGUUUACCAUUUAUGUUGUCUACAACUUCCUCUUGUGCACACUGCAAGUGCUCCAUAUCAUCUGGUUCUACUACAUUGCUUUGAUUGCUUAUGAUGCAGUUAGAGGACAGAUGCGGAAAGACUCUCGUAGCAGCCUGGAGUCUGCCAGUGAGUCCGAGGAUGACACGAACCAGGUGAAGUCCGGAGGCGAUGAGGCAGUGAAGGAUGGCGUCACCAAGGCCUUGAACGGGGUGGUCAAAACCAAGAACAAGACAUCAUAAGCAGAUCUUUUGGGAUGACUCUCAGCUUUGUGAUUUUCCAUGCUUUUGUUACUAUAUACUCCUUGUUUUCACUCUACAGAUUAUUUUAUAUACUUGUGGUAUAUGGAUGUGUGUCUGAUUGUGUGUGUGUUUAUACACGCUCAUAUAUGUAUGCACGAGAGUUUUUGCUGUUGAUUCUUUCUUUCUUUUUAAGUUGAAUUUUGAAAUGCCUGUGUGGCUGUGAACUGUAUGGAUAGCUGGAAUGCUUUUGCUCAGAUUUGAAAACGGGUCUGCUGCUAAUGUUACAAAGAUCUUUGUGUCAGCGUCAGCGAAAAGAUACAUUUCCAGUGAUUUUUAUUCUAUAUUUAUACUUUUCUUUUUUUAUGGCUCACCUUUGCAUGAAUGCCUUUGUUUCUUUCCUGCUCUUCCUUAAAAAUCGUAUGGUGUUCCUUUUCUUGAAAAGUAGUGUACUUUAGUGCACAUAAUCUUGAGGGGAGAAAGAAGAUACAGGAAGAAGUCUGAGGGGAGACCUUAUACGAAAACAUUCCUUAUACUAGAAAGCAUUAAUGUAUGAAUAUAUUCAGUUGUAUACUGUAAGAGGAAGGCCUUUUGAUCAAUGUAUAACCUGCGGUUCUCAAUUCUAGUUUUUGAAAAGAACUCAUCAUUAUACAUACUGUUUGCUCAUAUCAAGACAUUUUGUCUCAAAAAAGUUUCAUACUGCCAUUUUAUUAGAAAGUUAUUAAACGGGGUCAGGUGGACAUAUGAAGCAAAUCAAAAGCGUAAACCCUCAAGUAUUUUUCUGUGGAUGGAAAUUGUGUUAUAAACCAGAUGCUGAUAAAAGGAAGUUCCAAUCUCUUGCUUUCAAUUGACAAAUUCUGUUUUUGUUUUUAAAAUUUUGACUGUGUGUGCGUGUGUGUGUAUUAUCAUAACUGAUAUAGCUGUAGGGAUUAUACAUUCAUAUAUAGUCGUUGGUGAAUUUGUUUUUAAAAUAACUCAACCGUAGCUAAUGAUGCCAUUUUGUUGUAUCAAGACUUCGCCUUAAAGCACUGUAACAACACAAAGGGUUUUAACCACUUUGACUGCCUGGCCUGAGCCAGUUUUGGCCUGUUUGGGUGGAAUCUGGAGCUGGCUUGGCAGUAAAGGGUUAAUGUAGCUGGAACGCACCCUCUUUUUUGAUCUAAAUUUGUAGAAGAACUUAUGCACAUAUGUUCGAUGUUUUUAUACAUUUACAGAAAUACAGACUUUCUUGGUCAAUGUGUGUGUUUUCUUUCGAAUUUGAACUUACAUUCUGAGAAUAAGGAUUGAUGUAGAUGUGACUUGUAUGUUUGCAACAUAUAAAAACUAGAUUUUUCACUGAAGUGUUUUACAGAACCUCCCAAGGACGUAUAUGCUUGACAAGAUUGUAGUCAAAGAAAGAACAAUCAUAAAUAACUUGUAAAUAUUUUUCUCUUUACUAUUUAAACUAACUAAACAUGUGUGCAGUGUGUGAGAUUUGAAUUUUAUAUAACAGAUUUUAUAUGCCUUGGGGCAUGCACUUUAGUCAGGGAGUCUGAAUGAAUUGCAGGAGCACACGUUUGUUUUGAAAAAGAAAAAAAAAAUUGGUGUAAUUUUUGGUGAUUUGUGUCAACCUGAUGGAAAAUUUAGAGGGUUUCUCUUCUUGCUUAGUUUUUAAUUUGUAUUUUCAUUUUGUUUUUAAUUCAGACAUCAACCAUAUGCUUUUAAAGCGGUACGUGAAAAGAUGGAGGACACAUCAGUUAGGUCCCUUGUCUUUUUUUUUUCCCCCAAGAAAAAUUCUGAAUGACUGUUUUAGUGUUGAUGUGCUUCUCUUACAUUUCAACCUUAACUCUUAUAGAAUCAGAAAUGUGAUGUUUAAAAAUCUUAAGAGUUCUGUCAAUAUUUGCAAUGUGUUGAACAUUGAGUACAACACUGAAUUUGUUUCACCCUCCUGCUUUGUGCAGGAUGUAACUGACAAAGUUCUUUUUGAUUACUUCAUUAUUUUUUAAAGUUCCUGGCUUAAUUUCCAUUAAAAGAUGCCAUGACAAAAACUGUCUAAAAUCAUUCCAUGCUUGAUAGAGGUGUCCCUUUUUUUAAAAAUCGGGUAUUGUGUUGGUAGGAACUUGCUUUGUUUAGCUGUACUUUGUAUCAUAGGGCUCACAGAAUUAUGAAAUUUCAUUUUGUUACUGUAAGCCACUAAAAAAAGCAAAAGUCUGGUUGACCGCUAUUUCAUUUUGUUAGGUUUUGAUUAUUAUUUUUUCUAUGAAAUGUCAUUAACGCAUACUUUUUUCAGUGAUUCUUUAAAUUACAUGCUUGGGGAUUUGGGGAUUCCUGCAGUAAUGACCACAGAUUUUUGCUUUAAGAAACUACCUUUUCUUGUUUUCUUUUCUUUGUUUAUACAGAAAGAGAGAGGGAGAGGUGCAGAAAGGGGCUAACAGAAUGCCUUUGUAAGCAUAUGGUGGUGUGGAUGGUAAUUCUUUGUUUUGUUUGUUGAUUUUGAGAGAAAAUAAUUUUUGGCAAAGGAUCUUCUUCUUGAGGUUCAAUCUCAUGAAAAAUGAAUUAAAAGUAAUUGAUAUCAUCCUUGUUAGUUUUAAGGCCCUUGUUUUAUUUAUGGCUGUGCCACUCUUGAUAGUUUCAACCAGCACUGACGUGUUACAUUUAUGAAACCAGUUUUGGAUGUUAACCUCUUGUGACAACUGCUGCUAUUUACAGCUAUUUUCAGUAUCUUUUGUUCCUGUUUUCUACAAGGAUACAGGCAUUUAUAUUGCAAUUCCAACAGUUUGUAUAGAUUGUGUGCCUACCUCUGGACCUCCAUACAUAUAAAUAUUUUUAAUUUCUAAGUAAUGACAGAGCAAAAAAAAUAUAUGCAAAUAGGGUCCUGUGCUUGUGAUAGUAUAGAUGUUGAGACAUCACUUCUUUUUUUAAUGUCUGUAUAUCAUGUUUGUUGCUGUCUGUUAAAUAUGAUUUUUUAACGCUGGUGUUAAUCACUAUCACUUUUGAAUAAUAAACCUGAUGGAUUGAAUGUUUGAGUUUUUAAAAUUUUUUUUUUUGGCAGACAAAGGAUUGUCAUUUUUUAAAAACAUUUCAGAGCAUUCCAUUUUCUUUUCUUUAAAUUACUGAGUGAUUUACUUUUUACAGGGUUUGCAAUAACUUAUCAAAUUUCAUCUAUAAAUGAUAAAUCCAUGGCAAGGACUUUGCUAAAGAAGAAUAUCAGUUAUGCACGAACAGCAGGAAUAAACCAUUUGAACUUCGCACUUUUGUGAAAUAAAUGAGAAGUUGAAUUUGAAGUUCAAUACCAAGUCCUAUACUUUUUAACUCAAUAUGAAACUUGGAUUCAAAUUUAUGAACUAAAGAAAUCUCCAUAUUAUUAGAGAGUUGUUUUUCUAAUCUUCUUUUAUAUUGUAUAACCUGUUUGUUCAUAAGAAUUAAAUUUGCUGUAUAUUACAGUCAUGGAUAAGAAAUUCCAUUUUGGGAAACCUUGGACUUCCAAUGUCCUUAUCUAGUGACCUACUGCUUAUAUUGAGGAGCGGCCGUCGUUUAUAAAUUAAGAUAAUUUUUUAUGUAGCUUUUGGCAAAUUUAUUUCAUAAUGGGUGGACCUUUCUUUCUUUGAAAGAGUAGAUUGCCAGCUGUUGUACUUUUGACUGAUGUUUCCUGGCUGUGUCGUGUACGGUCACCUAUUAAAUUGUGCUUCAUGUAGCAGAAAUGUUUCAUGAAAUCUGGUGUAUUUUUUUUUUCUCUGCUGCUGUAUAACAUUUUUUUGUUGGAAGUUAAAUGACUACAUAUCAGUAUCAUGAAGUAUUGAAAUUGCAUGAAAGCAAUAGUUAUGUGUUUUACAACUGAUUCUAUGUGUUACUUCAAUAAUUUUGUAUAGGGCAGGUCAUGAAUGGGGUAGGCUACCUUGUCUUGCUCUUGAUAUACAAUCUGAAAUUUGUCAUGACAGUCUUGCUAUGAAUUCUAAAUACCUUUUCCUCUUACCUCUCUUGAAUUUGAUUUUUUGAUAGGGUUGUUAGGUGACUUCUUAAAUUUGGUGGCGUGUAACUAUUAUUUUACUCAGAUGUUGACUGUAUUUUCUUUAUGUAUAUAAAUGUGUUUAUGUUCUUAUAUCUUUUUUCACUCUUUUAUAGAAUUUUUUUUUCCAUUUCAAUCUUGUUUUGUGUCAUGCUGAAAAGUAUGGCAGCAUUGCUCAUUAGAGAAUUUCUUUGAUGUAAGUUGCAUUUUUAGUCUGAUUUUGAGAAAUGUUUGAUAGUAUCAUGUAAAACUAAUAGUCUAAUAUGGAGCACUCUAUUCCGUAUGAUAGUCUUGCUCCUCCCCAUCUCAAUACUGCAACAUCUACUAUGUCUUCUCUCCUGCACAAGUGUUCACACCAGUAGCUGAACAGUACAGUAUGUCCUUGCUUGAUGUCUGGCAUUGCUAAAAACGUUUAACACUAUUUGUUUCAUAUUUCAUGUUAAGGUUUAACAUAGAUGUCUCGGUCCCAUUUUUAUCAUUUAAUUUCGUUAUUUCCAGUUCCAUGUUUAAAUUAAAGCAUGUUUUAGGAUUGGGAUUGUCUAACUGCAUUUAAGGAUUUCUUUUUUUUUUUUCAUGAACCAAUUGAUUAACAUUUAUUGUAACUUCUCAACAAAAAUUUUUUCUCUGGAUGAAACUUUGUAGUCUUAAUAAACCAUACAUGCUCUCCUUCUUUAUGAACACUGCACAAGUGUUUUAUUCAUUUCUGAGAAAUUUACUCAGGGACGUUGGGACAGGUUAUCUCGCACUGCCACACAUUUUGUGGCUUCUCUCUUGAGGUAGAAUGACUGGUCGAUGCCAUUUAAAAACCACAGACAGUGUCACAUUAACUUAUGAUGUUUGGUGAAUUAUAUGGCUGUUACAUCAAAUCACCAGCCUCUGUUGUACUGUACUGUAAUAGUCUUUUUAGAACUAUUUUUAAACUGUCAAAAUACUGUGGCAAAACUUGCAGCUAGUCAAGUUUUACGCUCUUAAGUUGAGAGAGUUAGUCGAAUCUAUGCCCACCUCCCUGCUCUUCAUACUCUUCAGUUGUAAAACACUUUUCCUUAUUUUGAUUCACCUAACAAGAGCAUUAUAAGGCAGGGCUUAAAUUAUAUUAAUAUAAUGUUUGAUUCAAGUUAAUUUAAUUCAAAUAACCCUCUCCUUUUUUUAAAGACAAAUAGCACAAUAGAAAUGUGCAUGAGAUUUGUGUCAGUUGGAAGAAAAUGUUCAAAUGCUGUUAUUAUUCUAUUAUUCUACAAUAUGCAAAUUUAUAAUAAAUGCAUUGAACUUUACAGAAAUAUUUGUAUGCCUGUGGAUUUGUAUAAUUAUAACUUUUUAAACCGCCACUUCUUUAUUAAACUGAAUUUCUGUCUUUUUCAUCAAAUAUCAUUGUACAAAAGUGCAUAAGCCUCUUCCAGGUCCUAUCACAUCUGCACUUGUGCUCAGUAUUGUUAUGUAUAUUUUUUAAUUUAUUUUUGUUUGUUUCCUUUGAAAAUUUGUUUUCACUUAGUUCAAUAUUAUUGCUCACACUCUUUUGGGUGAUGAUGCAAAUGCCUUCAGAUGAUUUCAUGCGCUGUAACCAAGAGUAUAAUUUCUCACUGAUGUCAUUUAUAAAAAAAAAAUUAUCAAAUGAUACGAGUUUGUAUCGAAUUGCUGCUGCUGUCACCUGUGAACUCAACAGCUGAUGGUUCUCGUAACUUUCAAAGUGAGGUGAUUUCAGUGCUUUUGUCGUAGUUAACCUGUGUCUGCAAUACUGAGAGUUUUGAUCUAUUCAUUCAAGUUCAUGGUGUCCUAAAAAUAGAUGUGAAUAGCCUAAGUAUGGUGGAGGGGCUUUUUUCUAAUUUAUUCCGUAAAUGUUCAAACUUCAUGAUACAGUUUAACAGAGAUGUCUUGGUCCCCUUUUUAUCAUCUCGUUAUUCCCAGUCUAACUUGGGGUUAAAAGGAUGCAUCUAUACUUACCUAUAUAUUCUUUUUUGUAAACUUACAUGUGUGAGCAUAGGCUUGCUCUACUGUUUUUAGCAUUCCCAAAACAUCAUAGUGCUGAAUGAAUUAAUACUUCGUGUGUUCAAUGACAAACUCAACAGUUUGUGUAGCACAGGGUGUCCAGCAGCACUGAGAGGUAGCCAGCUUUGACUGUAUGCACAGAUGAAUAUGAAGCUGAUCAUUGGUAAAGGUUGGCAAGAGGGCACAAGUCAAAGUAUGUUUUAGAAGAAAAAGAACAUUAAUUGAUAACAGUUACAAAUAAUCAAGAGUAUAAAUUGUGUCAAGUUUGGUGUUUUGUUUCGCUUUCUGAUGUUUGCAUAUAUAUAUGUAUCUCUUCACUUGUCACGUAGGCCUACUGUUGUACAAAGAAAGAAGUAAUAAUGCCUUGCUAGUCUUUUCACUUAGAGUAAGUGAUCAGCACUUAUACAUCUGUUCAUACCUUGAACACAGUACAUGAAGCUGUUACAAGUUUGAGGUGCAGCAGCUGAGCAGCAAUAAAACAAGUAAAUCAAUUUAUUAAGAUUUUUGUUAUUCUCACAGGUUUUGACUAGUUUUGGUAUCUUGAUAUUGAAAAUUAUGUAAAGGUUAUAAGAGAAAACUUACGGUUAUUGUAGCAAAUAUAUUUGUAUUUUUUUACUUAUAAUUUUAGUUUUUUAAAUUAAAUAUCAAAGCUUUCCAUUUUUAAAUUAAAUAUCAAAGCUUUCCAUUUUAAUCUGUCCAUUUUACUUACAGUACUACUAAUAGUGACAACCUCUUUUUCCACCUUGUUUUGGGAUGUUUUUGAAUAGUUAACAUAUGAGGUGUCCUAAUAACUCAAAGCAUACAUCUGAGCUAAUUGUGACCAUUCAUUUGAGCUAGUUCCCCAUUAGGUAUGCCGUACCUUGAUCAUUGUGUCCGUAACAUGUUCAAUUUGGUCUUAUUUCUUGUGAAACAAAUAUUUUGUCUUAGUGUAAAAAAGGACAAGUUAUACCAACUUGUAAAUUAUGAUUGAAAAGAAGGACCGUUUGACAGCUUGGGAUGAUUGUCACUUGACAACAGAGUAGGUUUUUACUUAUUGAGCAGCUAUUUAGUUAUUGUAUGAAAGGCCUCAAUAAGCAAUUUACACUUUUGUAUUGUAAGACAAAUUGUUAGAGCAUCAGUAGUAAUAUCAAAAUUUGUUUUGAGAGAUUACACAUUUUGUUCUUUGACUUGAGUUUAGAAGUGUAAGAGUACAGUCAAACCUCGUUAUACUGACUCCUGGUUUACCACCGGGCCUGGUUUUGCCCUUGUACGAAAAGAAACGCCUAUAUAAAUAUAGUAGUUGCACCACUACACUGCCAUCCACUAGCUGUUUGAUAAUGUUAAUUUGCCAUGUAUUACUGCCAGUGAAUUGGCCGCCAGAGGUAAACUCUACCCACAACACUUACUUUGUGCUGUCCCACUCGCGUCUCUGUUUUUGGUUAAUUAUAUUGAGAAGGGAAAAAAUUUAGAAUGAAGUUUUUAAGUCGCCUCGAGAAACUUCAAAGGAAAUGCCCCACCCCUACCUGUCAACAAAACAUCUGGCAUCGCAUGAUAUCAGUCCAAUAACUGAAAGACUGGUGGGCACUUGAAAGGCUUCUAUAUUAUGAGGACUCACACUCAAGUCUAUGUGAAAGGUCUGAGACUUCCCUGGGACUAAUAAGUAUCAGGCACAAAAAACUGCACGUCUGCAGGAUCCUUGAAGCAUAAAGCCUAAUGUCUGAUCCGACAGACAUUUUCAAUUUGAAUUUACAUGUUUUGAAUUUACAUUUAGUUCAGCUGGAGCUGUUUGUAAAAUUGUUUGGUACUCGUUUUUCCCCUGUGCAUGGCAAUCAUGCAAGACAGAUCUAGGUGAGUCAAGACUGACCACAGUUUGUUUCUAGUCUCUACUUUACCAGUCAACCACUAGUUAAGAUGAACAUCUGUUCGAAGCCAUUAUACCGCCAGCCUCGCUGUAUCACAAACUUCAUUCUCGUCCCAAAGUAGUCAGUAUAACAGGGUUUGAUUGUAUGCUGCCACAAGAAACUAAAAAAGCUAUAGAUUAGCAUUGAUAUUUAUACACACGUUGAGGAUCUCUAGCAUCAGUUAGUUUUGCUACUUUGAACAAAUCAAGUCAGAAGAAAUAUCUUCACUUCAGUGAUGAAAUAUUGCUGUUAUUCUUAUCAAGAGGUUACGUUUUAUUAUGUUUCUACCAACAAUGCUUCUAGGAGCUGAAAAAGUUAUUUCAGAAAAUUUGUUGGCCAAAACUGAGUAUUGAAAAUUCUACAACUGUAUUGCUGUUCAAAGGGUCUCUUGGCCAAAAUGUGAUUGUUCAGUUUCAUUGCCAAAAUUAAUGGGUCAACACUGAUUUAAUUUAAUCAGUUUGGGGAACUGAUCUUACUCCUCCUUGUAACUGUUAAACUUCCAAUUUAAUCUGUGUAAUAUUGAGGUGAAAACAAGGCAUCCAGCCUAAGAGUUUUCAGUGAGUAUUGUGAAUGGAAUUUGCUAUCUCAACUUGAAUACUGGAAGAUGGCUUUUUAGAUUGAUUAAUAUUGCUUGCUUAUACACAUGAAAUUACAUGCAGAAAUGUGUGUGUUCAAGCUCACAUGUGCACACAUGUACUCAUUAGAAAAAGCACGAGUUUCACACAAACAUACUGUACCUCUCAAUACUUUUACUGGUUCAUGUGAGUACAAUUAAGUACAGCUUUGCUUUUUACCAGUGCUUAGUAUACAGGAUUAUUGGGAGGUUUUACUAAAAGCUUCAUGGGUCCCUUUGGAAAAACAUAAUAAGUUGUUCAUUUGCUUUUGACAAUUGAGCUAUAUGCUGGUGAUUGGCUUUCUUGUGGGUUUUUUUGUCUUGUGAUUAUUUUUUCAUUUGUGCCUUCAUUUAUCACCACUAGGAUUGAGUUUAGACACUAAGUCACUAAGGGUACUUGUUCUAAAAUUGUGGCUAAACAAAUUAUUUUGGGUGGGUAUAUUUUAAGCAUACAUUAUUAGAUGGAUGACUGAUAAAGACUGGGAUAAUAUCAUAUUUUCUCUGAGCGUCUGAUCAGAGAAAUGAAUGGCAAACCAUGAUCACUUAUGUCUGUUUCAGGUCUGGUACUUUACUUUAUGACGAUGAUGAUUUAAGCCAGGCAUGAUAUUGUUUGAUUUUUAAAAAUGUUUUUGAGGUAAAGUGCUAGACUGGAGUUGGAAUGGUGCAGUGAAACUCGCUUGUUACGAAGUCCUCGGGGAUAACCUUCAAGGUAGUUGAAUUCAAGUGUUCGUCAUAAAAAGAGUAGCAAAAGUGAAAAUUUUUAACAUUGCUAACGUUAGGGACGAGGAACAUCAGUUUUGAAUGUGUCACAGUGUAAAGGGGGAAAAAAACAAACAAUGGUUUCCCAAAAGUGCUUGCAUGUUGCUUUUUGACACAACCCCUGAAGAGUAGGGUCAGGCUUGAUUUCAAGCAAGAUUUAUCUUCUUCUCUUUACUGCUAUACAAAACUUGUCCUUGAUUAACGUUGAAAACUAAAUUGCUGUAGUGCUACAGUAUACAUGUAAAUGUAGUUUUGUUUCAAAUGAGAGGCAUUCUCUUAUGUUUUACACCGUACCUAACAUGUUCUUGACUCUGGCUAACGUCGAAAAUUGAAGUGAUGCUGCAAAACACACUGGACUUGGUUGGAGGGCGCACUGUUAAAAAGGCAGAUUCGUUCAAAUGCAUGCCCGUUUCAUAUGAGGCAGAUUUUGAUCUUUUGUUUAUUAGUUUACUGCAGUGCAUGUCCUAGGCCGGUGAGGCUUAGCAUAUAUACUAUGAGUGCUUCCAUAGACUUGCAUGCUACUCAUUAUGUAGAUCUAAGCCUAGCUCACCAUUGUUUAGUAACUGGGAAAAAUAUGACUGACACAUCUGCAUUCUCUUUUCCCUCACGUCCGCAGACACACUCACAAAGCCACACAUGUGCUGGCCUUGACUGCCCGUUUGACCUCUUUCAACCGUGGCAUAUGCUAAGAUACUCACUCUCGCGCAUCAACAACACAUUAAGUUGGUGUGAAAGAUGGUGUCUAAUCAGUUGGAUGACUGUGUGUCUGUGAUGGCUCGGUCAUAAUGUGCAGCGUGUGAUAUGCAAUCAUAAAUGUGUAGAUCUAAUGAUCCACAGUGCAGGGUGAUAGACAGUCCCGUAGAAUAGCUGAGGCUAAAGGGGAUAAGAUUCAUUGUUGGGGAUAAAAAUGUACAAAGCUACAUCGGCAGAGGCUGAUCGCGACUAUGUUGAAUCCAAGUUUGCUCAUUUACAUGUACGUUAUAAUCAAGCUGUUUUGUUUAUUUUCAUGAAUUUAAAUAAACAAACAAGGAAUUUUCCUUUCGAUGAAUUGGGAGUUUUCGUUGAAUCCGAGGAUGUUGUAUCCGAGUUUCACCGCAUCCCUCCCUCCAAUAGUUCCUUGAAAUUGUAGAUGUUCAUGGGAGAGCUCUUUGUUUAAAAAAUCUAUGCUUGCUUUUUGUGUGACAACUUAUCUUGUUGGGAACGGAACAUUUUUCCUUCAUGGUUUGACUAAAUUGUGAUGUGUUUUUUUUUAUUGUUUUAAUUUUAAAAAUAAGAACAACUCAGUAUUUCUCACCAGAUUUAUUUUUAAAUUGUUUGAAAUUCAAUGAAGAAACUUCUAUUCUUGUUUACUUGUUUACUUGUGUGAAGGACCGACAUCACUGCACAAGGGGCAUUCCCAUAAGCGCUCCGUCCCCUGAAGAAGCACAUCUCGAAGUGUGUAGAUGCUAACGGUUCCAAGUAACUUCUAUUCUCUUCUGCUUCAAGUCUGUUGCAACCAUGUCAGCUCAUGUCCAUAUAUAUUCAUUACUGUUCUGUUCCUCAUCUAUUAUGUCUUCAUCUUGAGCAAUCAGCAGAUCACCUAUAUUUAGCUACCAUUGUUCUUUCUUCCUUGCAGAGAUCAUUGCUCAGGUCCUCAGAUAUUUUACAAGGUGGUGCUGGUACACAUGACUAUAAAUACUAACCUUUUUUUUUUUUUGGAGCCAUUCCAAAAGUAAAUGUACACAUUUUGUGCAUUAAGAUUCAAACAGACAUGGGGAAACUAUACCCAUUGCUAAAGUUAAAGCAGUUCAUGUUAUUUAUAUCCUCAAGUUAAGUGCGCCAUGUUUAUAAAAUAACUGUUAACAGCAUUUGAGUCCUUUCUUGUGAGUUAUUGGCCGCAAUACGUUCCAACCUGAAGCGUUGCUUACUUUUGAGGAACCUUUUUGGAUUGUGUACUGUAAGCUAUGGAAAUUAAUACAAAGAAAUAUGACAUAUUUUCUUGGCAUAGUUUUGGUACUGUGAGUAAUGCUUUUGGAUUACAUUUUUUUUUCUGGGUCCAUUCUUUUUUGUAUAACCUUAACAGAUUUUUCUUUUCUGUUUUAUUCUGUAAAGGAUAUCUCUGUUAACUCAUGCUCCUAUGACAAUAAAUUAGUCUCUCUUCUUUAAAAGAAAA